This is a messenger RNA of Zophobas morio, 617 nucleotides long. RefSeq names its product NADH dehydrogenase [ubiquinone] 1 beta subcomplex subunit 9-like. Bases 90 to 518 code for a protein of 142 amino acids. The record is from RefSeq and is a predicted model, not a curated record. NCBI's taxonomy places the organism in Eukaryota, Metazoa, Arthropoda, Insecta, Coleoptera, Tenebrionidae. The transcript is spliced from 3 exons. Gene Ontology annotation, biological process: mitochondrial electron transport, NADH to ubiquinone.
CAAACUUACGUCUUACGUCAUACAACUGUCAAAAGUGUCAGAUUUUUUGACAACAUCAAUAUUGGCCAAACUAUCAAAAUUCUAGUAAAAUGUCUGUCCCCACGGGACUUAUUUCACACACCCGGAAAGUAAGAAGUAUCUAUAAGCAAGCUCUACGAACCCUAGAGUGCUGGUAUGACCGAAGAGAAGUCUACAGAUAUUAUGCCGUGUUGAUGCGCCAGCAGUUCGAUGAAAACAAAAACAUCAAAGAUAUGAGAGUUGCCAAAGACUUGGUCGCGAAUGCCGAAGAAGAAUUGUUUUUGAAACAGCAUUGGUUGCCACGGAAAUUCCCCAACUCCCCCGGAGGUGUUGCAUACGGUCGCGAAGUUAUCCCUCCAGACUGGGUUUUGGAUUACUGGCAUCCCCUUGAGAAGGCCCAAUACCCUGAGUACUUCUCUCGAAGGGAACAAAGGAAAAGAGAAUAUGUAAAACUCUGGGAGAAAAAAUUCGGGAAAACAGAGUCACUGCCUCACCAUUAAACACACCUAGAUUGUGUAGACAUUUAUUAAAUUAGUGUAAUAAAUAGUGACAAGUCUGCACUUGUUAAUAAAUAAUCGUCAAAAACAAUCUACUGAAAA